Messenger RNA from Clupea harengus (Atlantic herring), 2065 nucleotides. RefSeq names its product ribonuclease inhibitor-like. The transcript is spliced from 7 exons. Gene Ontology annotation, molecular function: metal ion binding; protein binding. Bases 1 to 1050 code for a protein of 349 amino acids. Lineage: Eukaryota; Metazoa; Chordata; Actinopteri; Clupeiformes; Clupeidae. The record is from RefSeq and is a predicted model, not a curated record.
AUGCACACGGAGAUCCAUGAGUACCUGCAGUCUGAGGGCUCCAGGAAGCCGCUCUCACUUGCUGCGUGUAACCUCAAUAAGACGUCUUGUGAGAUCGUGGCCUCUGCUCUGCAGUCUGCAGACUGCCACCUGGUGGAGUUGGACCUGGGCAAAAAUGACCUGCUGGAUGCAGGAGUCGACUGUGUGUUUGCCUCAAUGCUGAGUACUCACUGCAAGCUGGAGAUACUGAGAGUCCCUGAGUGUAAGGUGACUGAGACGUCCUGUGGGAGUCUGCGGGUCGCCCUCCAAUCACAACUGUGCCACCUCAGAGAGCUGGACAUGAGUGGCAACGAGCUGAAGGAUUCAGGGGUGAUGUCGAUAUGCAAGGGAUUAAAGAACCCACACUGCAAGCUUAAGACACUUAGACUGGCAUGCUGUGGCCUGACUGAGGUGUCCUGUCGAGGCCUUGGCCCUGUCCUCCAGUCCCCUGGCUCAACUUUGAGGGAGCUGGACCUAACGGAAAAUGACCUGAGGGACUCAGGGACCAAGCUUCUGGCAACUGGACUAGGGAGUUCACAGUGUAAACUUGAGAAACUGAAGCUACUUGGCUGUCUUAUCUCCGAGGAAGGCUGCCUUUCCCUGGCCUCAGCCCUGAAGUCAAACCCCUCACACCUGCUUGAGCUGGAUCUGAGCUACAACCACCCUGGGGAUAUGGGAGCGGAGCUGCUUACUGUUAGACAGAUCGAUCCCGGCUCCAAACUUCCAGAGAUCAAUGUUGAUCAUGGUGCAGCUUGCAGGUUGAGAUCUGGACUACGGAAAUAUGCCUGCAAGCUUAGCUUCGACCCAAACACGGCCCACAGAAAACUCUCCCUCUCAGAGGACAACAGGAACGUGGAGUGCACCAUGCGAGAACAGCCCUAUCCAGACCACCCAGAGAGAUUUAGCACCUGGCAGGUCCUUUGCAGAGAACCCCAGUCUGGACGCUCCUACUGGGAGGUCGAGCGAAGUGGUUGGUAUGGAGUUGUUGUCGGAAGUGUCGUACAAAGUCACAGAAGGGCGGAUGCAGCAUAAUAAGAUCGGCUACGACGACUGGUCGUGGAGCCUGGCUUGCUACGAUAACAGGUUCACGGCCAGGCACAACAAACGGCGUACUAACAUACCUGCCCCCGUGCUCAACGCACACCGAAUAGCAGUGUACCUGAACUGGCCCGCGGGCCUCUUGUCUUUCUUCAGUGCCGCCGAAGGUACAUUGACUCACUUGCACACGUUCUAUUCGAGAUUCUCCGAGCCGCUUUACCCGGCGCUGAGGUUUAUCUUUGCUGGCUCGUCUGCAUCCAUCUGUGAGUUAGCCUAGCAGCUGAACGUUGUGCUUUGACAUCCGUCAAGUAGCCUAGCAGUUGAACGUUGUGCUUUGACAUCUGUGAGUUAUAGCCUAGCAGCUGAACGUUGUGCUUUAAACAUACUUUUGUUGCUUUUUUGCAGCUCACAGUCAGGGCGUUUGCAUGCAAAUAAAAAAAGAAGCUGAUUGACCAGUUGACUUACUGACAGAAAACGCUAUUGCUUCGCUUCCAUUUUGUAGCCAUGUAGAAUACACUGAUGUCCUGAUGAGAUUAACACUGUCUUUACCCAUUUGCUGUACUUCAUAGAUGUAUUUACUUAUUUUAUCUAAAACCCAAAUGGCAAUAUUCAGUUGGGAUUUUAUUGGGUCUUUUGUUACUUUUUAUGAGCCUUAAAGCCAAAGGUAAAACGGGAAUUACUACCAGUGAGUAUCUUGAAGUCAAUGGAAUAAGGACAUCAUGUAGCCAUUUUGUGAUAGUGGACAUUAGUUGAUGUUUUUUUUUUUUUACUAUACACAUUGUACAUACUUGUAAAUAUUCUCCACAUUUGUGUUUUAUAGUGUAAAUAAAAUGUUCAAAUUUAUAGUUGCCUACAGUAACUGUAGUCUGCAAGUCGCAGAAAUCACAUAUUACUAGAUGAACUAUGAAGUGAUGUAUUAUUGUACAAGUUGAUGCAAACAUAUUUGUCCUCUUUUGUUGUGAUUGACACCAAACACAUUUGACUAUUUCUACCACAAUGAACUAUGAAU